Raphanus sativus (radish) is the source of this 1749-nucleotide messenger RNA. Its product is annotated as cytochrome P450 81D11-like. The record is from RefSeq and is a predicted model, not a curated record. NCBI's taxonomy places the organism in Eukaryota, Viridiplantae, Streptophyta, Magnoliopsida, Brassicales, Brassicaceae. Bases 80 to 1585 code for a protein of 501 amino acids. The transcript has 3 exons. Gene Ontology annotation, molecular function: iron ion binding; oxidoreductase activity, acting on paired donors, with incorporation or reduction of molecular oxygen; heme binding.
CCAAGAAGAUUCUUGAAUCUUAGCCACAUCUUCUUCGUUUAUAAUCCCAAGUCCUAGUGGAAGGCAUCAACCAAACCACAUGGAAGAAGCUCAGACACUAACGUUCGCACUACUCUUCCUUGUUCUUACUCUCAUCUUCUUCAUCCGAAGGAACAGAAUCAAGCGUAAGCCGAAACUUCCUCCGAGUCCACCUUUCGCGCUUCCAGUCAUCGGCCACCUCCGCUUACUCAAGCCACCGCUCCACCGCGUUUUCUUUUCAGUUUCUCAGUCCCUAGGCGGUGCUCCCAUCUUCUCCCUCCGUCUCGGCAGCCGACUCGUGUUCGUCGUCUCUUCGCACUCAAUCGCAGAGGAAUGUUUCACGAAGAACGACGUCGUACUAGCGAACCGGCCAAACACUAUCGCUUCCAAAUACGUCUCAUAUGACCACACAACCGUGGUCACAGCUCCGUAUGGUGAACACUGGAGAAACCUCCGUCGCAUAGGCGCCGUCGAGAUAUUCUCGGCUCACCGCCUCAAUAGAUUUCUGUCUAUACGCCAGGACGAGGUCAGGCGGCUUAUAGUUCGUCUGUCACGCAACUCUUCACAUGAUUUUAUCAAGGUGGAGAUCAAGUCAAUGUUUUCCGACUUAACAUUUAACAAUAUCAUCCGCAUGGUGGCCGGAAAACGUUACUACGGGGAUGGUGCAGAGGAAAACUCGGAGGCCAAACACGUAAGGCAGGUUAUCGCGGACCUGAUGAGUGUUUUUGGUGCCGGAAAUGCUGUUGACUAUUUACCUGUCCUGCGUUGGGUCACGGGUUUCGAGAAACGUGUUAAAGAGCUAGCUGGUAGGUUUGAUGAGUUCUUGCAAGGAUUGGUUGAUGAAAGGCGAGCAGCUAAGGAGAACGGAAACACGAUGAUCGAUCACUUGCUUUCUCUGCAAGAAACACAACCAGAGUACUACACGGACCGCACCAUCAAAGGAACCAUACUCUCUUUGAUUUUGGCGGGCACUGAUACAUCAGCGGUAACGUUGGAAUGGGCCUUGUCGAGUUUGCUGAACCAUCCAGAGGAAUUGAGCAAGGCGAGAGAAGAAAUCGACAGUAAAGUUGGUUUCAACAGGCUUGUGGAGGAAUCAGACAUCUCCAACCUUCCUUGUCUUCAGAACAUUGUGUCUGAAACAUUACGUCUAUACCCUGCGGGGCCUUUGUCGGUGCCUCACGUCGCAUCGGAAGACUGUAAAGUAGGAGGGUAUGAUAUGCCACAAGGGACGACACUAUUGGUGAAUCUAUGGGCUAUGCACAGAGAUCCUCAGCUAUGGGAUGAUCCCGAGACUUUCAAGCCAGAGAGGUUCGAGAAAGAAGGCGUGGCUCAUAAGCUAAUGACGUUCGGGUUAGGAAGAAGGGCGUGUCCUGGAUCAGGACUGGCUCAACGGCUGGUGAGCUUGACUCUCGCGUCUUUGAUUCAAUGUUUUGAAUGGGAGAGGGUUGGAGAAGAAGAGGUGGAUAUGACUGAAGCUGGAGGAGUCACAAUGCCUAAAGCUAGACCUCUGGUAGCCAUGUGUAGAGCACGUACCUUUGUUGGUAAAAUCCUUAACGAGUCCGCUUAGUUUUGCCUUUUUCAAAGUAAUGUAGGUAUGGACAAUCAUUCCUAAACUUUAUUGUUGUUGUGAAGUUAUGCAAUUAGUUGAUAGUUAAAUGUAAGUUAAUGUAUUUUAAGUUAUACAUUAUUUAAUAUAAUUAAUAAUACUUAUUACAUUUUAUUUAGAUAAAA